Filobasidium floriforme is the source of this 1099-nucleotide messenger RNA. Its product is annotated as DUF1014-domain-containing protein. Bases 133 to 906 code for a protein of 257 amino acids. Gene Ontology annotation, molecular function: transcription coactivator activity. NCBI's taxonomy places the organism in Eukaryota, Fungi, Basidiomycota, Tremellomycetes, Filobasidiales, Filobasidiaceae. Gene Ontology annotation, cellular component: nucleus. Gene Ontology annotation, biological process: transcription by RNA polymerase II. The record is from RefSeq and is a predicted model, not a curated record. The transcript is spliced from 4 exons.
CUCCCGGUUCGUCAUCACAAAAGUCAAAAGGGCAUGCUAACCCGAAAUGAAACAUCAUAUAGCAUACAACACGCACUCUUGCCACCUCACAUACUACCAGGAUCCUAGUCUACAGCACGCCUGAUCUGGAAUAUGCCACCAGCAAAGGGAGGAAACUCGAAAAAGGAGGCCGGAAGGGCCAAGAAGGAGGAGAACGAGAAUAAGAAGAAGUCCGCCGCCUCCGCCAAAGCUGAAGCUGCUGAAGCUGAAGAAUGGUCAAAGGGAGCCAAAGACGGUUCCAAAGCCGACAAGGCUAAAGAAAAGGCAGCCGAGGCUGAACGCAAGAAGGCGGAAAAGGCACGAUUACUUGCCGAAGAGGAAGCCAGCCUACCUUCAAAGCCGGUAGCCAAGGGAGGAGCGAAGAAGUCUGGGGACAAGAAGAAGGACGUGCGACCUGCUGGACCGGGAGCGAUUGCCGCGGGAGGUGGAUUGGGAGGUUCAGCGACCGGCAGCGGGAGCUCGACACCGGACGUCAAGAAGACGGGCUUUGAGCCUGAGCCGGAGAUUCAUAUCAAGGCGACCGGAUUGGACAACAUGUUGGAAGCGCUGGAGAUCGUCAAUGCCAAGGGAGACAAGGCGAACAUCGGAGCUCAAGCUGGUCUGAUCGAGAAACACCCGGAGCGACGUUUCAAAGCGGCCUUCGAAGCCUACCUCGAGAGAGAGAUGCCGGAACUCAAGAAAUCCCACCCUGGGCUGCGGAAGCAGCAGAUGCACGAUAUGCUUUACAAGCAGUUCCAGAAGGCUCCCGAGAACCCAUUCAACCAAGUCUCAGUGGCUUACAACGCUACCAAGGACGAAAAGGUCUCUGCGCUCAAAGAGUCUCGGGCGGAGAGGGAACGAGCGUUCGCAGGAUCGCCUGCUACGUAACGUAGCCGAAUUUCAUCAAGCGGAGGGACGGUCGGAUACAGUAGCGUGAGGGGACGUAAAUAACAUGCUCGCGUGCGGGGUGGGAUUGCGAAUCAUAUAAAUAAUUGCAUAUUGAGGAGAGUUCUGGGGAGAUCGUUCACAAUGGCUAGGAAGGCCUCGGUUUCUAAAGAUGACAUCAUUAACCGGGAAUUGA